CAGGACGGCAGCAGCCGCCGCCGCCACGGAAACUGGAGACGGAGCGGAAUCUAGGGCAGCUCUAGGCUUCUGUGAAGGCUCAGCUCCAGGGAAUCCCUCCACUGAUUACCAAUGGGACCAAUUAAAUAUGGAUACUGAGAAAAGGACUAGAAGUCACUCACGGUAACCAAGAUGGAAAACAACACAGUGACCAUUUCCCGGGAAGAACUGGAGGAACUUCAGGAAGCAUUCAAUAAAAUAGAUGUUGACAACAGCGGAUACGUCAGUGACUACGAGCUCCAGGACCUCUUCAAAGAAGCCAGCCUCCCCCUGCCUGGUUACAAGGUGCGGGAGAUUGUGGAGAAGAUUCUGACCUUCGCCGACAACAACAAAGAUGGUAAAAUCAACUUUGAAGAAUUUGUGUCGGUAAUGCAGGAACUGAAAAGCAAAGAAAUUAGCAAAUCGUUCCGCAAGUCAAUAAACAAAAAGGAGGGGAUCACCGCUAUCGGAGGGACCUCAGCCAUUUCCAGCGAGGGCACGCAGCAUUCUUACUCAGAGGAGGAAAAAGUGGCUUUUGUUCACUGGAUAAACAAAGCUCUGGAAGAAGAUCCCGACUGUAAGCACAUAAUCCCCAUGGAUGCGAACGACGCCAGCCUCUUCAGGUCACUGGCAGAUGGCAUCCUGCUCUGCAAGAUGAUCAACUUGUCCGAACCAGACACGAUUGAUGAAAGGGCAAUUAACAAGAAGAAACUCACACCUUUCACCAUUUCUGAAAACCUGAAUCUGGCCCUGAAUUCGGCCUCCGCCAUUGGCUGUACAGUGGUCAACAUCGGUGCCCAGGACCUGAAGGAGGGCAAACCUCACCUGGUUUUGGGCCUCCUGUGGCAGAUCAUUAAAGUCGGGCUGUUUGCUGACAUCGAGUUGUCCAGGAACGAAGCUCUGAUUGCUUUGCUAAAUGAGGGGGAAGAACUGGAGCAGCUAAUGAAACUCUCCCCAGAAGAGCUAUUACUCCGCUGGGUAAAUUAUCAUCUGGCCAAUGCCGGCUGGCAGAAAAUCAAUAAUUUCAGCCAGGACAUUAAGGAUUCCAGGGCCUACUUUCACCUGCUGAACCAGAUAGCCCCGAAAGGAGACAAAGGAGAUGAACGUGCCAUCCCAAUCGACAUGACCGGAUUUGGGGAGAGAAAUGACCUGAAGAGAGCCGAGUACAUGCUCCGGGAAGCCGACAAACUGGGCUGCAAGCAGUUCGUCACUUCGGCAGACGUGGUUUCUGGCAACCCGAAGCUCAAUCUGGCCUUCGUGGCAAAUCUGUUUAACACGUACCCGAGCCUGCACAAACCCGACAACGCCGACUUCGAUUCCCACUUACUCGAAGGAGAAAGCAAGGAGGAAAGGACCUUCAGGAACUGGAUGAAUUCUCUGGGUGUCAGUCCAUACAUUAACCAUCUGUACAGUGACCUGGCAGACGCACUGGUGUAUUUCCAGCUGUAUGAGAUGAUCCGAGUGCCGGUACAAUGGAGCCACGUCAACAAACCCCCCUACCCUGCCCUUGGGGGGAACAUGAAAAAGAUCGAAAACUGUAAUUAUGCCGUGGAGCUCGGAAAGGAAAAGGCCAAGUUCUCCCUGGUUGGCAUAGCCGGGCAGGACCUAAACGAGGGGAAUACCACACUCACCCUGGCGCUGGUCUGGCAACUCAUGCGAAGGUACACUUUGAAUGUUCUUUCGGAUCUUGGAGAAGGUGAAAAAGUGAAUGAUGAAAUUAUUAUUAAAUGGGUGAAUCAAACUCUUGCAAGUGCAAACAAGAAAACUUCCAUUUCCAGCUUCAAGGACAGCAAGAUUAGCACGAGUUUGCCGGUACUCGAUUUAAUCGAUGCUAUUGCACCAAAUGCGGUUCGUCAGGAAAUGAUCAAGCGGGAAGAUCUUUCUAGCCAGGACAAGAUGAACAACGCUAAAUAUGCCAUUUCGGUUGCUCGCAAGAUCGGUGCCCGGAUAUACGCCCUCCCCGAUGACCUGGUAGAAGUGAAACCAAAGAUGGUUAUGACAGUGUUUGCCUGCUUAAUGGGAAAAGGACUAAACAGAUUAAAAUAAUGGAAGUAUUUUAAUUUUCCGCCAUUUUAAACACACUGAAUGCCUCACAGUUUACAAAAUUCUGAAGUUUCGUGGGUAUAUCACAAGAGAUUAUUUGUAUGCGCAAAUAGUCAUAAUAUUCUUUACUGAAAUUUAGUAUCUUAUUUAAUCUAGUUUGUCAACCAUAUCUGGAAAAAAUAAUUAAUGUAAGAAUUUACUUGGAAAAUGUUUGUUACUGUACUGAGAUUCCAAAAUCCUUAUGAAGUUAAACUCGGUUCAUUUUUCUUGAUAAUGCAAAAAGAUUACCAUGAUUCUACACGUUUUUCAGAACUGGACAUGAAAAUGUGUUUGAUUAUUUUGGGUGUUAUUUCCUAUUAACACAUUAAUGCCAGCUGUUUCUCUUUCCUCCUAAUGCACAUAAUGGCCUUCUGACCUACCUUACCCUGCUACUUCAAAAAAGGCAGUGAUGUCUGCUAAAUAUCAACUUUUUACAGGAGAACCAACUCAUAAAUAGACCUCGUAGUUUGUAUUCUUGGAUAAAGAGCAGUAACAUGCGACUUAAGGGGUCCCCCUAAUUAUGGUCUAUUCACUUUUGCACUCAGUUGUUUUCUAUAAAUAUGCGGUAGGCGAUGUGGAAGGGGAUAGCAGAAGGCUAUUAUUAGAGAAUGGGCGUAUGUAUUAUUUACACUUUAAUAAUAAUGAUGGUAUUUGUUAAGCGCUUACUCUGUGCAGAGCACUGUUCUAAGCGCUGGUUUAACUAUCUGGACUUGUAGAAAAUGCGACGUGAAAGAGUUGAAACAGUUGGGGCCUUUCAGUACGUGAAUGACAAUAUUUGUCUUAAACUCACAGCUGGGGUCUUUUUUUCUUUCCCUAUAAUGGCAGUCAGGUAAGAUGGCCACAGCAUUUUUAUUGGGCCCUGGGUGGUGUGAUAGUAAUAAUUGUGGUGUUUGUUAAGCACUGACUUCUGUGCCAAGCACUGCUCUAAGCGCUGGA
Tachyglossus aculeatus (Australian echidna) is the source of this 3036-nucleotide messenger RNA. It is a transcript of the gene PLS1, whose product is annotated as plastin 1. Gene Ontology annotation, biological process: actin filament bundle assembly; actin filament network formation. Gene Ontology annotation, cellular component: actin filament; actin filament bundle; cytoplasm. The transcript is spliced from 17 exons. Bases 172 to 2064 code for a protein of 630 amino acids. The record is from RefSeq and is a predicted model, not a curated record. Gene Ontology annotation, molecular function: calcium ion binding; actin filament binding. NCBI's taxonomy places the organism in Eukaryota, Metazoa, Chordata, Mammalia, Monotremata, Tachyglossidae.